Lentinula edodes (shiitake mushroom) is the source of this 879-nucleotide messenger RNA. RefSeq lists its product as uncharacterized. The transcript is spliced from 2 exons. Bases 1 to 879 code for a protein of 292 amino acids. The record is from RefSeq and is a predicted model, not a curated record. Gene Ontology annotation, cellular component: nuclear chromosome; nucleus. Gene Ontology annotation, molecular function: transcription coregulator activity. Gene Ontology annotation, biological process: chromatin remodeling; regulation of transcription by RNA polymerase II. NCBI's taxonomy places the organism in Eukaryota, Fungi, Basidiomycota, Agaricomycetes, Agaricales, Omphalotaceae.
AUGUUCAGUUUAGACUACGGUCCAAACUACCUUUCUUCCCUUCCCCUUCCCUCUACCCCUCCUCCGCACCCAAACCCGAUCCUCAUCCCGGUCCGACUCGAAUUCGACGUCCCAGAGCUCGGAUUACGCAUCCGGGAUGUCUUUCUCUGGAAUCUCCACGAACCGUCGGCGUCUAUAACACCAGAAGUCUUUGCCGCGCAGUUUUGUAGGGACCUGGAUAUCGGGGUGGAUCCGUAUGGGGAGAUCGUGGCGAGGCAGAUUAGGGCACAGGUGGAGGAUGCGAGGGGCGAGGCGUGGGUUGGGUGGAUGGAUUCGUUGGACCUAGACCUAAACCAACACCACCACCAAAACUCCCCCUCCCAAAACACCGAAUGCCGCGUCAUCCUCUCCCUCGACGUCCAAAUCUCCACCCACCACUUAACCGACCACAUCGAAUGGGACCUCCUCUCCCCUCUCACCCCUGAAGCCUUCUCUCUCCAACUCUGUGCCGACCUCGGGUUAUCCGGCGAAGCCAUCCCACUCAUCGCACAUGCGAUACACGAGGAACUGUGUCGUCACAGACGAGACGUUGUUGAUUGGGGCGUUCUCGGUGCCCACCCUCCGUUGAACUUGAUUCCCGGGAGUGGGGGUGACUUGGAAGGACCGAUAAAAGACCGAACAGGGCUGGGUUUAGGAUCCCUCGGACGCCCAGCGCGAGAACGAGAUGGGCGGUACCCGAAGCCUCUGAGGAGCGCGUGGAGAGAUUGGGCGGAGGCGGAGGAGUAUGCGACGAGGUGGGAGGUGUUGAGUCCCGAAGAGGUAGAGCGGAGGGAGGUCGAGAGGGAGAGGGCAGGGAGGAGGUUGAGGAGGGAGACUAGUAAGUGGAGGUCGAGGAGGUGA